Molecule: messenger RNA, 1007 nt
Organism: Panicum hallii
Lineage: Eukaryota; Viridiplantae; Streptophyta; Magnoliopsida; Poales; Poaceae
Product: monothiol glutaredoxin-S6-like
Exons: 4
Coding region: 355-735 (126 amino acids)
Biological process (GO): cellular response to oxidative stress
Cellular component (GO): cytoplasm
Molecular function (GO): glutathione disulfide oxidoreductase activity
Source: RefSeq, a predicted model, not a curated record
CCAACCAAACAAGCCUCUGUUCUCGCACGCGGAGGGCCUGGCUGAGGGCUGGUGCAGCCAACCAAACGCCCCCUUAUCGAUCCCGAUCCGCUCCACCCCGCUGCCCGCACUCGCCACCGCCUGCCUGCACGCCCGUCGCGAACCCCUCGGUGCCCGCCGCCGGCCGAGCCUGCCUCUGCCCCCGCCGCGAGCCACCUCCGCGCCGGGCGCCGGCAGCCCCUGCCUCGACGCCCGCGGCAGGCCGCCUCCUCGCCCGCCGCCGGCCGCGCUGACCUUGUUGCCUGCACUCGGCCGCCGCCUGCCGCGCCGGCCUCCGCGCCCGCCGGCCCGUGCCCGCUUCCUGUCGAAGUGGGGAUGGCUCUGUCCAGAUUGGCGUUCCCCCUCUUCCUCCUCCUCGCUGCGGCGGAGUUCGCGGCGGCGACGCGGUCGCCGUCGGCCUUCGUGCAGAACGCCAUCUACUCCAACCGCAUCACCAUCUUCUCGAAAACCUACUGCCCGUACUCUAUCCGUGCUAAGCGCAUAUUUCGAGAUCUCAAGGAAGAUCCAUAUAUUGUUGAACUAGAUCUCCGAGAGGAUGGGCGUGACAUUCAAAGUGUUCUCCUGGACCUAGUUGGGCGCCAUACUGUGCCACAGGUGUUUGUGAAUGGCCAGCAUGUUGGUGGCUCAGAUGAUACAGUAAAUGCUCUUUCAAAUGGACAGCUUGAGAAACUCCUUGGUAAGAGUCAGUCACAGUGAUGGAUUUCUGGACAGGCUUGCACUGUCAAGAACACGUUAGUGAUUCAUACAUACUUAUGUACGGGAGGGGUUUUCUUCUCUGUUUAGGACCGCGCAGAAUGUUGUAGCUCGUAUCAUGUGCCAAAUGGUUUUUUGGGGGGAUGGUAGUGUUGUGACAACAAUCUGUAUGUACUUGAUAUGUGUGAUCAGCUCAAUUACAUAUACAUUGUACAAUCUUUUCUACUCCCCCUUCUCUUUUCUACGAAUGGAAUUUGGUUGGUUUACCUUCAUUA